GACUUGACAUAUAUUCAUUCAAUAAAUUAGAAAAACGUGCGUGCGAGGUGCCUAGCGCGUAUAGUGCGGCGUAUUUACAGCACAGCGCGAGCCCCCCGCGUAAUUAUAUAAAUUUCUUAUCAUUAAUCUGUCACACAUAAAUAGUUCUCGAGUUUAUUCCUGUCGUAUAUACCGUGAGCGACGGACCGGAGGUCAUUUCUCUCCGGCGCUGAUGAAAUCAACUAUAAACCUAGAAGAAGUAGUAAAUAGAUUAGAUAAUCUUCCGUCACCGUUAACAUCCAGGAUGCCGAACAUCAAAGUUUUCAGCGGAAGCUCCCACCAGGACCUGGCGCAAAAGAUCGUCGACCGCUUGGGCAGAGAAUUGAGCAAAGUUGUAACCAAAAAAUUUAGUAACAUGGAGACAUGUGUGGAGAUCGGCGAAUCCGUUCGUGGUGAAGAUGUUUAUAUUGUGCAAAGUGGCAGUGGUGAAAUUAACGAUAACCUGAUGGAGUUGUUAAUUAUGAUAAAUGCGUGUAAAAUCGCGUCAGCCUCCCGAGUGACCGCCGUAAUUCCUUGCUUCCCCUAUGCGAGACAGGAUAAGAAAGAUAAAAGUCGUGCUCCAAUCACUGCUAAGCUCGUCGCCAACAUUCUAUCCGUCUCCGGCGCAGACCAUAUCAUAACAAUGGAUCUCCAUGCUUCGCAAAUUCAAGGUUUCUUUGACAUACCUGUGGACAAUCUAUUCGCUGAACCAGCUGUUCUAAAAUGGAUUAAGGAGAAUAUUCCAGACUGGAAGACGAGCAUCGUAGUGUCUCCUGAUGCUGGUGGUGCUAAGAGGGUGACAUCCAUUGCUGAUAGACUAAAUGUAGAAUUUGCUCUUAUCCACAAAGAGAGGAAAAAAGCUAAUGAAGUGGCAUCUAUGGUGCUAGUUGGUGAUGUGAAAGAUCGUACAGCUAUCUUGGUAGAUGACAUGGCCGAUACUUGUGGAACUAUUUGCCAUGCCGCUGAGAAGCUGAUUGAAGCUGGAGCUACUAAAGUGUAUGCUAUACUAACACAUGGUAUUUUCUCUGGUCCUGCUAUAUCUAGGAUCAACAAUGCGUGCCUAGAAGCUGUUGUCGUAACAAACACUAUACCUCAAGAAAAGCACAUGCAAGACUGUCCCAAAAUCCAGUGCAUUGAUGUAUCCAUGAUGUUGGCGGAGGCUGUUCGACGAACACACAACGGAGAGUCUGUGUCGUACCUCUUCUCAAAUGUUCCAUACUAGUUUAAUUUUUUUUUCUUUAUUUUAUCCAUACUUAGGUUAAGGCCUUUGACAUCUUCGAUAUGAUUGUUGCUUUUGUUAUGGGAGAAUUUAUAUUUACUACUACAGUUAUAUUGGCUUAUAAGGAGAAUGAAAAUAAAAUUAGCAUAAUAUGUACACAAAAUUUAAAGAAAUAUUAUUUUAUAUAAUAAUUUAAAUAGUGUUGCUAUAAAAUAAUUCUGCCAGUUUAUUGCUGUCAAAUUAAUUGUACUUGAAAUAAUCAAACUCAUUAAAAUUUUAUUGGAUUUCAAAGUUUAUAAUAUUGAGGUCAAUAUAAUCCAAGGGGAUAUUUAUUUUUGUUUGAUAAGCAACAUGCAUUUGGAGAUAACAAUAUGCGAGAAUGUCGAGCCCAUUUAAUUAGUUUUAGAUGUAAUCUCAUUUAGAAUAAGUAUAAGAUGUAUCAAGAAUAAGGCUAUCCAAGCUCUGCGUAUAAAAUUUAUGCUGUAGUAUUAAAUAUUUCUAAUAAUGUGCAUAAAAAAUUGUGACCAUUACUGCAUUAUUGGCUAUUCAUUGAAAUCAUGUUAUGCAUGUUAUGUUCAUUCUAUAUUCAUUGGCAUUCUCUCAUUUGAUUAUUUUAA
Molecule: messenger RNA, 1854 nt
Organism: Colias croceus (clouded yellow)
Lineage: Eukaryota; Metazoa; Arthropoda; Insecta; Lepidoptera; Pieridae
Gene: Prps
Product: ribose-phosphate pyrophosphokinase 2
Exons: 1
Coding region: 212-1240 (342 amino acids)
Biological process (GO): purine nucleotide biosynthetic process; ribonucleoside monophosphate biosynthetic process; 5-phosphoribose 1-diphosphate biosynthetic process
Cellular component (GO): ribose phosphate diphosphokinase complex; cytoplasm
Molecular function (GO): magnesium ion binding; ribose phosphate diphosphokinase activity
Source: RefSeq, a predicted model, not a curated record